GAUGUUUAUCCAAUAAUAGUUUGUAUAGUUUCUGUUCAACAAAUACUGGUCACUUCAGUUGCCCUUGUUAUAUGUUGGAUACAUUUGAUGACAAGAAAACAUGUGAAGAUGUUAAUGAAUGUAUGGUAAACAAUGGCGGAUGUAGUCACAUAUGCAUUAAUGGAGAUGGUUCUUUUGAAUGUCAAUGUCAUCUAGCUAUAGGUUUUGUUCUAAACAGAGACGGAAAAACAUGUACAGAUAUUGAUGAAUGUACAACGACUUCAAAAUGCGCUCAUUUAUGUGCAAACACUGUUGGAUCAUAUCAGUGCAGUUGCAGAACUGGAUAUGAACUCGCAUUGGAUGGAGUAUCUUUUUCAGAUGUCAAUGAAUGUUUGCUGAUCAAUGGCGGUUGCGAUGAAAUAUGUGUCAAUACACCAGGUUCUUAUCAUUGUCAGUGUCAAAAUGGACCACCGCUGAACGCUGAUGGUAGAUGUCCAGAAAGAAAUAGCACAUACGUUGGAUUACAGCAAACAUUAUUCGAAGUUCAUAAAAUAGCACGCAGAUUGCUACCCAAAGGAUAUGCUGUGCUCGAAUUGGCAUCAUGUGGUGAAAAAGGCAUAUCUAAAAAUAUUAUUAGUUUGUCUUCGACAUCGUCUUGGUAUACACUUUCAACUAAUUCAAGCAUUUAUUUUACCAUGGGAAUUGUAUUUGUUGAAUCUGGAGACUUUGCCUUGCCAGUUUCUAUAUCAGGGUUAGAAGUAAUUUCAACGAUUUCUAAUUUCGAGUUAAUUUACGGAUCUUUGAAGUACUCUUAAGCAGAUGGAAUUGAGUUAAACAAUAAACGAAACCAUACCUGUUUCUUUUUUGAAACAACACCAAAGGAUAUUCAUGAAUUAAUUGGAUCUGUUAUACCAACAUUGUUUGAUAGACUAUAUGAAGUAUUGCCAAAUUGGAUUUGUUUCAGCGAAUCUGGGGAAAAAGAACUUUCAAUCACUGAAUUAAAAACGAACUUGCUUUACGGAGAGGGAUUGAGCGCUAUUCCUGACUGUGAAGGGGCUCCAGUUUACGACGAUCGUCUAUACAGUGUAUUCAGAUUUGGAACUAAUAUGUCAAUUACUUUAUUUGAGAAUGAGGUCCAUUUACCAUCCCCUUUGGCAGGAAAUAGAUUUAGCCUUGUAGUUGACAUUUGCCAGGAUAAUGGAGGAACAGCAUUUCUGCUCAUACCACCAGAAUCGCGCGACUUUCUUGAAAACUUUGAUAUCUUUAGAUCUCUAAAACAGAGUUAUGGAGUGAUCUUCAAACCGCAUGGAAUAGGAUUGUCAUUAGCUAAACACAUUGAUGUAACUCACAGUAAAAAAGAAAUAAUUGCAUGGAAUGGAGAUAAUUUCUUUCA
Messenger RNA from Mytilus trossulus (common blue mussel), 1372 nucleotides. Its product is annotated as signal peptide, CUB and EGF-like domain-containing protein 2. NCBI's taxonomy places the organism in Eukaryota, Metazoa, Mollusca, Bivalvia, Mytilida, Mytilidae. The record is from RefSeq and is a predicted model, not a curated record. Gene Ontology annotation, molecular function: calcium ion binding. Bases 72 to 794 code for a protein of 240 amino acids. The transcript is spliced from 5 exons.